AAUAAACUUUGGCCAAACGGGCGAACUUGGUUUUUAAGUUGUUUUGUUCUCUGACCACGCGUUCAUCUCACAGGCAUUUUUGCCGUAUGUUUCAAACUUUGGAAGCGCGGAGUUGUUUUAGUUUAAAAUAGGAAUCAAUUUUAAGGGGUCAAGAGCAUGCAUUAAAAAACUGUCAGAAUUUAGCUCGCACAGUUGCCGGUGAAAGUGGCAAAUACGAGCACUCAGGCAGCGACGCGAGACGAACGCGAGUGGUCGUGCUCGUGAAUCGUGGAGCCCGACGUGGCGGAAGCAACGAAAACACAUAUUGCGCGCUAUUUGUCAUACAAGACAGUUUAAUUGGUUCAAAUAAAGUUUAACAGAGAAAAAUGCCAGUGGUGAAGUAUAUCUAUGAAAUGUUUAGCAAGUGGGCAUAAUAUUGUUGCCAAUGUGUGUAAUAGUUUAUAUUUUGAGAAUAUUUUGUCCGAGCUUAUCGGUAAUUCUUAUGAACAAUAUGCAAGAGUGCCGCGGGAGACGAGGCAGAUAGAUUGAAUGGAAUGGCGAACCAUGCGGAGGCGAGCGUGGAGCCAGCGAGUUUGGAGUACAUGGAGGAUCCGUACUUCGUCCCUCCAGAUGACGACUCUACUCCUAGCUUCGACGUGGCCGUAGACGAGUUAGAGGACAUAGUCAACUGGCCACAAGAUGACACUGAGGCGGAGUGGCGUGCACUGCCCGACCUUGCCGAUUCCGCUCUCUGCAUUGAAACAGAGUUUUACAUGGACAAUCGCCGGCGUCGCUUGCGGAUAUUUAGGAAAAAAAUGCGUGAAGUUCGGGUCACAUUUCAAGAUUUAUCAAAGCCUUAUCUUGCCAGAGUGUCUAGCCACACAAAUUACAAAAGGUUUCUCGGUAUCACUCCUGGAGCUGAAGAAGCAAUGAUGGGCCCUGGCGCCGGGGACGCGAACACCCCGGACGAGCUGGCGGGACUCACCCCCGAGCAGGCGGAGCAGCUUCGCGCCGAGUGGAGCCGGGAACUUGCCAGGGUCGAGGAUGAAAUUGCCACGCUUCGCACGGUUUUGCAGAGCAAAAUGCGUCAAAGCUCCGAUUUAAAACGAAAACUUGGCAUCACAGUCUGGAAGGAGAUCACUGAAGACGUGAAUCAAGGGUUGAAGAACGUCAAAGAGAGCCAAGUUUAUCAAACGAUAGAAACUCGUGUGGCUGCGCUUACACAAGCUGUGACUGAAUCACCUAUGUACCAAAAAACUGAAUCUGUGAUAAAAUCGACUGCGGAGAAGACUACGUCGAUUCUGGGCGGCUUCACGGCCGGCGUUUCCAGCAAGCUGGGUCAGAUGCGCAACUCGGAGUCAUUCCGCUCCAUUGAGGAGCGCGUCGGCACCGCCUACGAGAACGUUAAGGGUAAAGUGGCCUCUAGGUCCAACUCGACGCAGAGCUUCGACGAGGCCCUCCGCGACGCCAGCCGUUCGGCAAGCGGCGCCACCUCGCCCACCAUCCCCGAGAACAAGCCGCUGCCCUAGUGACGUCACCGCGCCUCUCACCACAAUACACACCACACCGCCCUCACCGCACCACGCCGCACUCCACGCGUUGGAACAAUUCGAUACUCGAUAACUCCCGACUCUAACAUAACUUUAAUAAUUCCUCAACGAAUCAUGUGUCAAUGCAAUUGAUUUGUAAUCCUUGUAAUAUGUUUAUUAUGGAGUAGUGCGUCAAUUUCAAUAAUAAAAAAUUGCCCUACUGUUCAAAACAAAUUCAAAGUCCCGUAUAAAUGAUCUUAAAAUAAAACCUCGACGGUUGGAUGUUGGAUGUUGGUGUACAUCCAUAGAGUAAUCCGGUGUCAGAGUAAACUAAGUUACAUUAACCUGGUAUAUUCCUGAUUUCAUUUGACCAUUGUCAUUGCUUGAACGAAGCGCAUCAAAAUAAUGCGACUUUGUCGACGUGUAAAAGUGUAAACAUAGGAGUAGUCAAAAUUUUCAGAUGCCAGUUUACUCACAUCAUCACAACAGACUACUCUUCCUUGUAGAUAAGGAAAUCACUAGUAAAUUCAAUCUAUGGGGAAUAUAUUUUUAUUUGAUUAAUUAUCUUCGGACAUGAGUCUUGACUGUUAAAAUCGUAAAAGUUUUCGUCUCAAUCAGUGCAUUAGGGUUUGUGUGAUGCGACACGAAAAAAAAUUAUUCUUUUUAAAAUCAAGAAAGUUAUUGUUCUUACGCGUGGAGUCAUGAUAUGUAUAUGUGUCUUUGGCUAUCUCAUUACAGGACUUACGUGUAAUUCGAUUAUUUAUUAAUCCAACUUUAGCAAUCAAAUUAAUGUUGUAAGAUUAAAGCAACAAAUGUCAUUGUGAUCGAAUUUUAAGCACUCAAUAAACCCCACAAUAGUUGUCUUAUAAUAUCUUAUUGAUUAUUGUGUUUAAGGGUCUUAUAAACAGUGUAUUUGUACUUUUAGUUCUAGGUUCAAAAGUACUUAAUGUCUCAAAUAUCUUUGCCUUACCUAGUGGUACUCAAAAUACUUUAUUUACAGUUAUUUUUAUUGGUUCUAUUUGAUAUCAUGUUAGUUGCUAGUGAACAAAAUUUAAAAUAGUUUACUUUAGUUUCUGAUACGGAAGCUAUGGUAUAAAAUGACCAUUAAUAUUGAUUGUAAAGUAUUAAGAGUGUUUUUUUUUUAAUGAUAUUGUUUUGACAAAUUGAAAAUAUUUUUUGUUUCGUCUUUAACAAAGGAGAAUUUCCAAAAAAAAAACCAGCAUAUGUUUGUCAAUGGUACAUAAGGCACAGGGUUGGACAGUGGAUUAGCCAAUGGGAUAUUUCAGCAUUCAUAACAUUUGAACACUUUUGUUCGACAACAUUUGUCAGGCUUGUAUUGUUCUCAAAAUUUUCUUAAAAAUAACUAUGAAAGGAUGAAAGGAAUAACUAAGAAAAAUGCACUGACUUUAUGUAUAAAUAUAUAUUAGAAAAACGCAUUGAUUAUAUUUAGAUAGAUUUCGUUGGGAUAAUAGCAAAAAGGAAAACACUUGCAUGUAAAUGCGAUUCCAAGUCAUUACGAAAAGUAGGGUCGUCAAUUAGUUUUUUGGAUACUUUUAUAGUAUAACUGAUUUUUUUUAUUAUCUCUAAAUCGAAUCUUUUUAUGGGUGGGUACACUAUCACCUCCCCCCCCACUUUACUUCUGGCCUCUGAAGACGCAACUAUGAUGGGGUAAAAAUAUCAUGUAUAACAUGCUAUGUAGAUGGAACGUAGAUUACCUUAUAAACUAUAUCUUAAACAGUUUAUUUGUAUGUUUAUUAUACUAUCAUGUUAGGUAAAAGCUGGCUGUUAUUUCAUUUUUAAAUGACAUAUCCAUAACUGGUUUCAAUGCCAAACAUGUUCUACUCAACAAUUGACAAGGUAAAAAGAAAUAAGGGCAUCUACUCAAAUUAUAACGGCUUCACCUGUUAUGAAGUAUUCAGUAUUUUAAAGGCAGCUGGUUCUGGACAUUUCUUCAUUUAUUUUGGGAAUUCUCUAUUUGAAUAGUUUUUUCAAAAUUUAAUCAAUUAAGUUUUUAAAUGAAAGCUUAAAUUAUAUAAAAUUUUAACUUAAAUUCUUAUGAAGUAAGAAUUCAGUAUUUUAGAGGGAGGUGGGUAUGGAAAUUUUUCAUUUAUUUUAGGACUCUGUAUUGAAAUAGUUUUUUCAAAAUUUUAUUAAUUUAGUUUUCAAGUGAAAGCGUAAAGUAUUUGUAGAAUUAAUUAAAUCAAUAUGGUUUUAGUUGCCUUAAGUUGCUUUUAAUCAAGUAGGCUUGGUACGAAAUGCGGCGUGGUAAUUUCAAAGCAGUGUAAUAAUCUAUCGAUGUACGCGAGCUUUGUACGUUUAUCUUGAAAAUUUUAUUAUAUUCACUCUCUGCCCAUAAUUUUGUCUCACAGCAUUCCAUGUUUGAUUCUCUAUCACAUUACUAUUUGUGACAAACCAUUAGUGACGUAAAAAUUGCAAUUCCUUGUAUGAAUGAAAAUGUAUGUCACGAAAUGGAUUUCGUUAAAAUUAUAAUGUUAUAAAAAAUCACGGCCCAAUUUAGUAUGUUUAGUGAUGAACGUUAAGGUAAGGAAAAACUAUGUUUUAAGUCGCUUCGCGGUGAGCACUUUUAUACAAAUAUAUACUUGUUGAAUUCACAAAGUUGUAAAUUUAUAAUGUAACGACUAGUAGACUUUGUACGAUGUACUUUCCAACGCUUGUUGAGUCCAGUUCAAAAGAUGAUAUUUUUAUAAGAUGCUUAGCUUUUCCUUUAAUUAAAAUAAUCCCAUUAUUUACAUUAAAU
Messenger RNA from Pararge aegeria (speckled wood butterfly), 4266 nucleotides. Its product is annotated as tumor protein D54. The record is from RefSeq and is a predicted model, not a curated record. The transcript has 6 exons. NCBI's taxonomy places the organism in Eukaryota, Metazoa, Arthropoda, Insecta, Lepidoptera, Nymphalidae. Gene Ontology annotation, cellular component: cytoplasm. The coding region runs from base 534 to 1508 and encodes 324 amino acids.